AUGGAUAAGUUUCUUUGCUGGAAUGUCCGAGGGGCCAACAACACUCAAAAACAAAGAACUAUCAAGCAAUUCAUUCAAAAUCAGGGUGUUGGCUUUGUGGGGCUCCUUGAGACAAGGAUCAAGGUUCACAAAUUGGGGACCUUGUAUCUUAAUGUGUUUGAUGGAUGGUGUUUUUCAACAAAUAUUGCGUGGCAUCGUGGAGGAAGAAUUGUCAUUGCUUGGAAUCCGGUAAGAUACAUUGUAGAUAUUAUUAAAUGUACAAGUCAACUAAUUCAUUUAAAAAUUUCUACAAUGGAUCAUACCUUUAGUAGUUUUGCUACUAUCAUUUAUGCUUUCAAUGAUAAAAAUGGGAGAGAGAUGCUCUGGAAAGACUUGGCUGCUUUAGCAACCAAUGAUAAUUGGUUUUUAAUGGGAGACUUUAAUGAUAUUCUCUCAAAGGAGGAGAGAAUAGACCAUAAAGUCAAGUAUUAUCCAGACAUAGCUUUUGCGAAUUGUGUUGAGCAGUGUCAUUUGGAAGAUGUGAAGGCAACUGGGAACUUUUUCACAUGGCCGAAUAAACAACAGGGGCAAGAUAGAAUAUGGUCUAAAAUUGAUAGAGCCAUGGCUAAUCAAGCUUGGUUAGAUCAAUACCGAACAGCAGAGGCAAAUUUUAUGAAUGAAGGGACUUUUGAUCACUCUCCUUGUGUAUUGUCUUUGUAUCCAAAGAGAGCUGAGGGGAGGAAGCCAUUUCGUUACUUCAAAAUGUGGAGUAGUUACCCGAGCUUCAGAAGCAAAGUGUAUGAGAUGUGGAACAAGCGGGUAUAUGGGACUAAGAUGUACCAGGUGGUCUCUAAACUUAAAUCUCUUAAACCGGUCCUAAAAGAGAUUAACAAAGCUGGUGUUUCUGAUAUACAUACGACUGUACAGAGAGCUAAGGGUGAAUUAGAAAAUGUGCAACAACAACUACAGCAAGACCCUUUUGAUGUUGUGAAGAUUGAUAGAGAAAUAGCUGCUAGAGCUAAGUUAAUUCAAGUGCAGCAGGACUAUUCAGCCUUUUUACAGCAGAAGGCUAAGGUUACUUGGAUACAAAAUGGUGAUCUAAAUACUGCAAAUUUUCAUGCAAGUAUUAAGAAAAGGGCACGACACAAUCAGAUUUUCUCCAUAGAAAGCAAGAAUGGCACCAGAAUCAAUGAUCCAAAUCUGAUCUCUGCAGCCUUUGUUGAUUACUAUAAGGAUUUGCUGGGAACAAGCUUGACUAACAGAAGACCAGUGCUAAAGAAGCUUCUGAGCAGAGGUGCGGUUUUGUCCACACAACAAGCUGAGAACCUGAUGAUGCAAUUCACUAAAGAUGAGGUUAAAGCUGCACUAUUUGACAUUCCUUGGAAAACCCGGAUUGUUAUUCGAGUUUCUUUUUUCAAGAUUGCUGGGAGAUAG
Messenger RNA from Cannabis sativa, 1413 nucleotides. RefSeq lists its product as uncharacterized. Gene Ontology annotation, molecular function: catalytic activity. Bases 1 to 1413 code for a protein of 470 amino acids. NCBI's taxonomy places the organism in Eukaryota, Viridiplantae, Streptophyta, Magnoliopsida, Rosales, Cannabaceae. The record is from RefSeq and is a predicted model, not a curated record. The transcript has a single exon.